AUGUGCCGGACCCUAUCCGCCUUCCCCACCACCUGCCUGGAGAGAGCUAAAGAGUUCAAGACACGCCUGGGGAUCUUCCUCCACAAAUCAGACUUGGGCUCUGAUACUGGGAAUGCCGGCAAGAUCGAGUGGGGCAGCAAACACAACAAAGAGAGCAGAAACUUCUCAGAGGAUGUCCUGAGGUGGAGAGAGUCUUUCGACUCGCUGCUGGGCAGUAAAAAUGGGGUGGCUGCCUUCCAUGCUUUUCUGAAGACAGAGUUCAGCGAAGAGAACCUGGAGUUCUGGCUAGCCUGCGAGGAGUUCAAGAAGAUCCGCUCGGCUGCCAAGCUGGCCUCCAGGGCACACAGCAUCUUUGAGGAGUUCAUUCGCAGUGAAGCCCCAAAAGAGGUGAACAUAGACCACGAGACCCGGGAGCUUACGAGGACCAACGUGCAGGCUGCCAAGGCCACAUGCUUUGAUGUGGCCCAGGGGAAGACACGCACCCUAAUGGAGAAGGACUCCUACCCACGCUUUCUGAAGUCCCCUACUUACAGGGACCUGGCUGCCCAGGCCACGGUCACCUCACCCUCUCCAUCCAGCUGCAGUCUGGCUGCGCCCCUGUGCACCUGA
This is a messenger RNA of Elephantulus edwardii (Cape elephant shrew), 609 nucleotides long. It is a transcript of the gene RGS16, whose product is annotated as regulator of G-protein signaling 16. NCBI's taxonomy places the organism in Eukaryota, Metazoa, Chordata, Mammalia, Macroscelidea, Macroscelididae. The transcript is spliced from 5 exons. The coding region runs from base 1 to 609 and encodes 202 amino acids. The record is from RefSeq and is a predicted model, not a curated record.